Molecule: messenger RNA, 4543 nt
Organism: Python bivittatus (Burmese python)
Lineage: Eukaryota; Metazoa; Chordata; Lepidosauria; Squamata; Pythonidae
Source: RefSeq, a predicted model, not a curated record
UCAUCUUUCCUCUCUCAGACUUUCACAGCAUGGUGCAAUUCCCACCUUCGGAAAGCCGGCACGCAGAUCGAGAAUAUCGACGAAGAUUUCCGCGAUGGUCUCAAACUGAUGCUGUUGCUGGAGGUCAUUUCAGGAGAACGGUUACCAAAGCCAGAAAGAGGAAAAAUGAGGGUACAUAAAAUCAACAACGUAAACAAAGCUCUUGAUUUCAUUGCAAGCAAAGGAGUCAAGUUGGUUUCUAUAGGAGCUGAAGAAAUUGUCGAUGGCAAUGCCAAGAUGACCUUGGGUAUGAUUUGGACCAUCAUUCUCCGGUUUGCCAUCCAGGAUAUUUCAGUGGAAGAGACUUCAGCCAAGGAAGGCCUGUUGCUCUGGUGCCAAAGGAAGACCGCUCCUUACAAGAACGUCAACGUGCAGAAUUUCCACAUCAGUUGGAAAGAUGGCCUUGCUUUUAAUGCCUUGAUCCACAGACACCGGCCAGAACUCAUUGAAUAUGACAAGCUCAGAAAGGACGAUCCAGUCACGAACCUGAACAACGCCUUUGAGGUUGCAGAGAAGUACCUCGACAUUCCCAAGAUGUUAGACGCAGAAGAUAUUGUAGGCACACUCAGGCCCGACGAGAAGGCCAUCAUGACCUAUGUCUCCUGCUUCUAUCAUGCUUUCUCAGGGGCUCAGAAGGCCGAGACUGCAGCAAACAGGAUUUGCAAAGUGUUGGCAGUCAACCAGGAGAAUGAGCACCUGAUGGAGGAUUACGAGAAGCUGGCUUCUGACCUGCUGGAGUGGAUUCAGCGCACCAUCCCUUGGCUGGAGAACCGGGUUCCCCAGAAGACCAUGCAAGAGAUGCAGCAGAAGCUGGAGGACUUCCGUGACUACCGGCGGGUCCACAAGCCUCCCAAGGUGCAGGAGAAGUGCCAGCUGGAGAUCAACUUCAACACCUUGCAGACCAAGCUGCGACUCAGCAACCGGCCAGCCUUCAUGCCCUCCGAGGGAAGAAUGGUUUCGGACAUCAACAACGGAUGGCAGCGCUUGGAACAGGCAGAGAAGGGUUUUGAAGAAUGGCAGCUGAACGAAAUCCGAAGGCUGGAAAGGUUGGAUCACUUAGCUUUGAAGUUCAGGCAGAAGGCGUCCAUCCACGAGGCCUGGACCGAAGGUGAGGCAACUGGAGAUGGGAAAGGCCCAGAGGCUGACUUUGGCCAAGACUGCCCCAAUGACCACUUGUUCAUCACCUGCUGCUUGAGUUCCUUUGUUCGCUGCCUGCAGCGAGAUUUGAACCUGGGGCUCUCACAAGCAGAACGUACAAACGUGGGCCUUGUUUCUACUGUUCUCCAGCAAUCUGGCCCGCCCUUUCACCGCUUGGAUAGGAAUUGGCCUGGUCUUGCCAACCCUGCUUGGAUUGUCCUUCCCUUCCAGGGCUUGAUUGCUGCCCACGAUCAGUUCAAAUCCACGUUGCCUGAUGCCGACAAAGAACGAGAAGCCAUCUUGGGCAUUCAGAGCGAAGCACAGAGGAUCGCCGACUACAACAACAUAAAACUCUCUGGGAACAACCCCUACACUUCGGUCACUCCUCAGAUCAUCAACUCCAAGUGGGAAAAGGUCCAGCAGCUUGUGCCCAAGAGAGACAGCGCCCUUCAGGAUGAGCAGAGCAAGCAGCAGUCCAACGAACGUUUGCGCCGACAGUUUGCCAGCCAAGCCAAUAUUGUGGGGCCCUGGAUCCAAACAAAGAUGGAGGAGAUUGGACGCAUCUCCAUUGAGAUGAACGGCACCCUGGAGGACCAGCUGAACCACCUCAAGCAAUACGAGCUGAACAUCGUUGAAUACAAACCCAACAUCGACAUCUUGGAACAGCAGCACCAGCUCAUCCAGGAGGCCCUGAUCUUCGACAACAAGCACACUAACUACACCAUGGAGCACAUCCGGGUCGGAUGGGAACAGCUCCUGACCACCAUCGCCCGGACCAUCAACGAGGUGGAGAACCAGAUCUUGACCCGGGACGCCAAAGGGAUCAGCCAGGAGCAGAUGCAGGAGUUCCGGGCCUCCUUCAACCACUUCGACAAGGACCACGGCGGCUCCCUGGGACCGGAAGAGUUCAAGGCCUGCCUCAUCAGCUUGGGAUACGAUGUGGAGAAUGACCGACAGGGCGAUGCAGAGUUCCACCGGAUCAUGAGUGUUGUGGACCCCAACAACACCGGCGUGGUGACUUUCCAAGCCUUCAUCGACUUCAUGUCCCGGGAGACAACAGACACAGACACAGCUGACCAAGUCAUCGCUUCCUUCAAAGUUCUGGCUGGAGACAAGAACUACAUCACGGCAGAGGAGCUGCGGCGAGAGCUUCCUCCAGACCAGGCGGAAUACUGCAUUGCCCGCAUGGCACCUUACCAGGGUCCCGAUGCCAUCCCCGGGGCCCUUGACUACAAGUCCUUCUCCACGGCGCUGUACGGCGAGAGCGAUCUGUGAGGGCGUUUGCAACGGCAGCAAGCGCUGGCAGAGAGGGGGACGGCCGUUCUGUUUCCUUCCACACCAUAUUUUCAUUUUCUCUCUCUGUCUCUUCCUCGCACCUGCACACACACACCCCCACACCCAAAACCGGUGGGGCUCAUGUCCUCCAUACUAUUUCUUUUUCUGAGGACAAGAAGCUGCCUCCUCCAGGCUGGGCAACCCUGGGAGCUGGCCUGUGUAAUUUCUUUUCCUUUCCUUUUUUUUAAUUGUGUCUUCUACGAACACUGUUAACCUAUGCAACAGCCACGGUUCUUCCCUCCGGCAAGACCCCGAGCAGCUGAGAGGGGCUCAGCGGUCCCCUUUAGCCUUGCGUUGCUUUGCCGGGCAGGGAGGAUAACGGGUCAGAGAGGGCCGAGCCCAGCCGACAGGCACCCAGACACGGCCCGGGGGGGCUCUUUCGUUCAAUUCGAUCCCUUCUUCGUGUGUGGGUAUUUUUUCUUUCUUACAUGUUCCAGAGGGAGGGGAAGCAUUCUUAAACGUCUCUGUCCUCCCCCCAGCUUCGUCUCUCUUUUUUGUUUUUAAUUUAUGUAGCUGGUAGGCAGGAACUCCGCGUAGAAGGUGGCGAUGCGUUGAGAGUAGGGAGAUCCAGCGGGCGCCGUGAUCCACUUUCCCUGGGUGUGUGUUUUUUAAUGCAGAACUGGAUCCUUGUUCCUUCCCCCGGGUCAGGCACUUUCUUUCUCGCCCUUGGGCGCAAACACCUUCCUUUGCCCCCUUAAAACCCGCUGCCCACUUUCAUUUCAGCAAGGCAAACGUGGGUUGCUCCACCCCUUGGCUUGCCCUGUUCAGCACAGCAGGGAGGUUCUGUUGUUGGACCGGGGAGGGGGGGCUCCCUCGGCCCCACCGGCCCACGACGGCUCCUGCCCCUAGCCCCCCCGGUUGGAAUGCGUCCCUGGGGGGGGUGCUUCUCACUUUAGGGCCCAACAUUCUGCCUUGGAAGAGGUGGGCGCUCUUGGUUCUGUCUCAAAUGAUUUGGGAGGGGGGCAGUUCCGGAGAGAAGACGGUUGCAGGCUGAGAAUGCAAACGCUUCUCCCCGUCCAGCCCCCCGAAAUCUCUCCCUAAUGCCUUUUUGACUCUUCUUCAAUCGGAGAGCAGAACGAGCCAGAAUUUGCUUGCAAGCUGGUUUCCCAUUUUUGCACACACACUUCCCCCCCCUCCCCGCCAGUGUUGUGGGGCAGUGGCAGAGAUAAGGGCAGAGGGAAUAUUGAUCCAUGGAGCGUCCAUAGUUGCGGGGGGGGGGCUCUUAAAUGGUGUAUUAAAAGGGGAAGCUGGUUGUCAGCCUGGUGGGACCGCGAAGGAAGUCCACAGGAUGUCAGGUUUGUGAAACAGGACAGGAAGAAGCCAGGAAGUAGCGAGCCUUUCAUCAGAGGGCCUCUGGAGCCGCUCAGCUGUUCUUUCUUUCUGGCUGGAGGGCAGCGCCAAACUGAGUCUUCCUUCUCAUUUUCUCUUUGCUCUGAAUAACUCUUUCGAUUCACACUCGUAGGUCUAUUUGUAAUUUCUUCAUCAUGGUGCAGGGUUUUCUGAGGACCAAAUUUAAAUGCAAGAGAACCAUGCAGAGUUCAUUUAAAAAAAAACCACCACCACAGAGAAAAACACAGCAAACGGUUGCAAUUUAACAACAUCCAGGUGAUUAUUAUUAUUAAAUAUAAAUAUAUAUAUUCCUCUAGCAUUGUAUAUUGUCAAUUGAUCCCCAUCAAUUGGGGUGUUUCUGUCUCUUCUCCCCCCCCCCGCCAUUUUCAUCAUCUAGUUAAGAGUUAUGGCUGGCUGUAGCACCAGGAACUUAACAUUCCCACACUGUUUUGGGGGGUAGGAGGUCAUCCUUUCUGUUUCGUUUCUCUUUUUUGCCAUCAGAGAAAGUUUAAUUACUUAUUUUAUUGCGGUUGCUACAAAAUCUGCCUGCCAAGGGUAGAUCUCUUACGUAAUAAGGAGUAACCAGGUUCUGUCUGCCUCUGCUGGUCAUCAAAUCUGUUCUAAAACUUCCAAACUUUCUGGGGAAUCAGCUCUCCUUGCUCUUGGGAAACCAGACAAUAAAAUAUAAUAUUUUUAAGGGUGA